GGACCCGCAGUCCCGGGGCCGCCUCCCCGCGAGGAUGCCGGCGGGCGCGGGGAGCGUGCGCGACCACGUGACGGCCGCUAUAAGAGCGCUCCGGGCGGACGCUCGUCUCCCGCCGCGCCUCCUCGCCGGCCGCGCUCGCUCCCCGCGCCCGGCGUCUCCGAGUCACGAACUUGCGGCUGCGGCGGCCGCCCGCGCCCCCGGCUGCACCAUGACAGAUCAGGCCUUUGUGACACUGACCACAAACGAUUCCUAUGCCAAAGGAGCCCUGGUCCUGGGCUUGUCUCUGAAACAGCACAGGACCACGAGGAAGCUGGUCGUACUCGUCACCCCACAGGUCUCGGACUCCAUGAGGAAAACUUUAGAGACAGUCUUUGAUGAAGUCAUUGUGGUAGAUGUCCUGGACAGUGGUGAUUCUGCACAUCUAACCUUAAUGAAGAGGCCUGAGUUGGGUGUCACGUUGACUAAACUCCACUGCUGGUCACUUACACAGUAUUCAAAAUGUGUAUUCAUGGAUGCAGAUACUCUGGUCCUAGCCAAUAUUGACGAUCUUUUUGAGAGAGAAGAAUUGUCGGCGGCACCAGACCCAGGGUGGCCUGACUGCUUCAAUUCUGGAGUCUUUGUUUAUCAACCUUCAGUCGAAACGUACAAUCAGCUGUUGCAUCUUGCUUCCGAGCAAGGUAGCUUUGAUGGCGGGGACCAGGGUUUACUGAACACGUUUUUUAGCAGCUGGGCAACAACAGAUAUCAGAAAACACCUGCCAUUUAUUUAUAACCUAAGCAGCAUUUCUAUAUACUCCUACCUCCCAGCAUUUAAAGCAUUUGGUGCAAAUGCCAAAGUUGUGCAUUUCCUAGGACGAACCAAACCAUGGAAUUAUACUUAUGAUCCUCAGACAAAAAGUAUUCAGAGUGAGUCCCACGAUCCCAAUAUGACUCACCCAGAGUUCCUCAGCCUGUGGUGGAACAUCUUCACUACCAGCGUGUUACCUGUGCUUCAGCAGUUUGGCCUUGUCAAAGACACCCGCUCAUAUAUACAUGUGCUUUCAGACUUGGUCUAUACACUGGCUUUCUCUUGUGGCUUCUGUAGAAAGGAAAAUGUCUCAGGAGCUGUAUCACAGCUGUCCCUUGGGGAGAUCCCAGCUCCGGCACAGCCUUUUGUAUCCUCAGAAGAACGGAAGGAGCGGUGGGAACAAGGCCAGGCUGACUACAUGGGAGCAGAUUCCUUUGACAACAUCAAGAGGAAACUUGACACUUACCUCCAGUAGAAACACUGCCGUUUUCCGUGGACACCUCCACUUCAGAGGCACUUGUUUCUGAUACUUGGUACCUAGAGCUGGGUUAAGAAAGGUCUGUUACAGUUGCUAGAGGCUUUCACUAAAAUUCAUCAGAUGUGGGGUUUUUUGCAAGACAACUGGUGAGAACUGGGCAAAAGUUGUUUAAGUAGCAAUUCUGUUAUGUGAACAACGGUUCUGCUUUUUAACCCUGAGCUUAUAUUUCACAAAUUCUCAAUUAAGCUGAUUGCCAAUGUAUAUGAUAGGGGAAACUCAAUCUGCAGUUGUUAAGAUAGCUGUAUCAACUCUUAAAAUGUGCCAAGCCGGGCUUCAAAUCAGUCUCCUUUCAGAAUGGGACACACACGGUUCAUGUCUCUUGCUUGCUUGCUGAGCCCCUCACUAGACCUGCAUUCUAGAGUCACCCAGAGGCUGCCAGAGUGAUUGUAAUUCUGCUUUCAGAUAAAGCCAGCCUGUGAUAGCACUGCUGAGUGAUUCAUAAGCAUAUCGACAAAUGGUGUGAACCCAUUUCCUAGUCUUAGUGUCUGAAGACGUUCACCAGUUUUCUGUGUACAGUAAGGCGGCAUGCUAAAAUGCUUUGUUCCGUUCUGUAUAUCUGAAAACAGCAGUGUGAUGGUUCCCUGCAAUGGCACCCUGUAUGAAAAAUAAAGACUUAUUGCCAUA
Capra hircus (goat) is the source of this 1948-nucleotide messenger RNA. RefSeq names its product glycogenin 1 (gene GYG1). Gene Ontology annotation, cellular component: cytoplasm. The record is from RefSeq and is a predicted model, not a curated record. The transcript has 8 exons. Gene Ontology annotation, molecular function: glycosyltransferase activity. NCBI's taxonomy places the organism in Eukaryota, Metazoa, Chordata, Mammalia, Artiodactyla, Bovidae. Bases 35 to 1261 code for a protein of 408 amino acids.